This is a messenger RNA of Elaeis guineensis (African oil palm), 720 nucleotides long. The record is from RefSeq and is a predicted model, not a curated record. NCBI's taxonomy places the organism in Eukaryota, Viridiplantae, Streptophyta, Magnoliopsida, Arecales, Arecaceae.
AAACCGUUGCCCACGGGCUCUCUUCAGAAAGCCUCUCCAUAAUAAUCGAGAGAAGAAGUUUGGAAGGCUCUCUCUCUCAUCCAAUUUUCCGGCAAACUCACCCUUUCGGACGAGAAAAAGAAGAAGAAGAGAAUGGCAAGCACAGAAGAAAUGAUAGGAGACGCCGACGCUUUCCCCGCGGUGAAUGCCUCCAGAGAACUGAACCUUGGCGUGCCCGAGCAGUUCCCCGUCGACCCCGUCUCCUCGGAUGUUGCGACUUCCAAGGAGCUUAAGGCAGAGGCAGAGGCAGAGGCGAGAGCCAAGGCGAAGGGUGAUGCGUCGGAAAAGUGCGAUUUGGGCGGCACUCUGACGUCGGUUCUCAUGGUCUCUGGCGUGGUCGUCGUUGCAGUUGGGGUGGCAUUCUUUGUCACAAAGAAGUUGAAAGAAGCAUAAUUUAAACAGCUCUUCUUUUCUUGAUGUCAACUUCAAGUUCUUCCCCUUAUUACAUUUAAUUUUUUAUUCUCGCUCUUCUUUGGUGGCCAGAAGAUCUCGAGAGGUUAUCAUUGUCACAAUAGUUUUCUUUUCCUUUUUUUUGAGAUGCAAAAUUUCUGAGAUCAGCUGUUUUGUAACACGUAUUCAAAGUCGAACAAAGACUGUACAUUAUAGUUGUUUAGCUGGUCGAUGUUGUGAUAUAUAUCCACCAUACAUCUAUUUGGAUUUAUUCAUUUUCUUUUAUUUAUA